CGAGAGCCCGGAGCAAGGCGAGGCAAGCGGCCGGCCGGCACCUCGGAGCGCCGCGAUGAGCAACAACCAGCAGCCUCCGCCGCCGCGGCGGAUCACCAAUGUGGGCUCCAUGCUGCUCACCCCUCAGGAGAACGAGAGCCUCUUCGGCUUCCUGGGCAAGAAAUGCGUGACAAUGUCUUCUGCAAUUGUUCAGAUUUAUGCAGCAGAUCGCAAUGCUAUGUGGUCGAAGAAGUGCUGCGGCGUAGCUUGCCUUGUAAAAGACAAUCCACAAAGGUCUUAUUUUAUCAGAAUAUAUGAUAUUAAGGAUGGAAAACAGUUGUGGGAACAAGAAUUGUAUAAUAAUUUUGUAUAUAAUAGUCCUAGACCAUAUUUUCAUACCUUUGCUGGAGACGCAUGUCAGGUGGGUCUUAAUUUUGCUAAUGAAGAAGAAGCUAAAAAAUUCCAGAAGACAGUGACGGACUUAAUUGGACGACGGCAACGAAAAUCUGAGAAAAGGAGAGAUCUACCAAAUGGUCCAAGUCUACCAAUGGCAACUGUUGACAUCAAAAAUCCAGAAAUCACCACUAACAGAUUUUAUGGCUCACAAGUCAACAACAUUUCAUAUACCAAAGAGAAGAAAAAAGCAAAAGCAAAAAAGAAGAGGUUAACAAAGGCUGAUAUUGGAACUCCAAGCAACUUCCAGCACAUUGGACAUGUUGGCUGGGACCCGAACACAGGUUUUGAUGUUAACAAUUUGGAUCCAGAGCUGAAAAACCUGUUUGACAUGUGUGGAAUUUCAGAGGCUCAGCUGAAAGACAAAGAAACAUCCAAGGUUAUAUAUGAUUUUAUUGAAAAAACAGGAGGUGUGGAAGCUGUUAAAAACGAGUUGCGUAGGCAAGGUCCACCACUCUGGAGUGCUCCUCCACCACCUCCACCAUCCAGGGGCGGCCCUCCCCCUCCCCCUCCUCCCCCACCACCACAUAGCUCGGGGCCACCACCCCCUCCUAUUAGGGGAAGGGGAGCCCCUCCGCCACCCCCUUCAAGAGCUCCGACCGCAGCGCCACCCCCUCCGCCUCCUUCCAGACCUGGCAGUGCAGUGCCGCCCCCGCCCCCCAACAGGAUGUAUCCUCCUCCUCCUCCAGUUCAUUCUUCCUCUGCCCCCUCCGGCCCCCCUCCACCCCCUCCACCACCUUCGGGUGGUUCUUGUGUGCCUCCUCCCCCUCCCCCACCCCCUCCCCCUCCUGGUCCUCCUCCACCGCCCGGUGUCCCAGUAGAGGUUGACCAUCAGCUUCCAGUUCCUGCAGGAAAUAAAGCAGCUCUCUUGGAUCAAAUCCGAGAAGGGGCCCAAUUGAAAAAAGUAGAACAAAGCAGUCGUCCGGUCUCCAGCUCGGGAAGAGAUGCGCUACUCGAUCAGAUACGGCAGGGUAUACAGCUGAAGUCUGUAUCUGAUGGGCAAGAGAGUGCACCGACUACGCCUGCUCCCACCUCGGGUAUCGUGGGAGCGCUAAUGGAAGUUAUGCAGAAAAGGAGCAAAGCCAUUCAUUCUUCAGAUGAAGAUGAGGAUGAAGAAGAUGAAGAAGAUUUCGAGGAUGAUGAUGAAUGGGAUGACUGAUCAGUAUAUUAUAUAUCAUAUAUAUUUUUAAGGUGAAAUACUAAACUACUUUCUGUCUAUGGAUUCUGUAAAAUUAUCAUGUAAAUGUUCUACCAAUUUGCUGUAUAUUUUUGUUGCCUUUUGCUUUUUUAUUAAUCUGUGCAAUACCUCAUUUAAUCUGUAAAGGUUUGUCAUAAUCCUAUACAAAGUUACUCCCGAAAUUAAUGUGUACAAGUUUACACCAGGUUGCUCAGUGUACAUGUGAACACUUUCCAUUCCAUCAAUAAGGGAGUUUUAAUGUAAUAUGCGAGGUUGGCAAACACACCUUAAAUGUAUUUAGUUAUAAUGCAAGAAGGAAAACACUAUUUUCAUACCCUACUUUUUCUGUAUCUAAAUUUUCUUAUUAAAACCUAGUAUAGCACUACAUUCUUUAAGAAAUGCAGCUCCUAGUUUUAGCCCCUUUAUCUUGGAAACUCUGCCACGUGGGUGAGGCUGAUAAAACAAUGAACCGUUGCAGUUCAUACCGCUGCGAUUAAAUUUAGCAUUUAAGCUGACAUAAAACAAUCGUAAAAUAAUAAUAUAACAAUAAAGCAGUUGUGAAAAUUUCCCCUGAUUCUGGAGCACUGUGUUUCCUGCUAUCGGGCAGCUUUGACACCUUGAAUGCUCAAUUUGGGAACAUCCCCAUUGGUUUCAGAGUGUGGCAUCUCGGAUGUAAGUCACCUCUGAUUUUUACCAGCUACCUUUCACAACGAAGAGGAGGAGUCUACAUUUAUGGCAACUGCUGCGGGCCUUUAUUUAUUUUUAUAUGCUGUUUUUUACUGAAGGGCUGUGGUUAUAAAGUUUGCUCUGAAUAAUAGCGGAUUUAAAUUAAUUUAAAUUAAUUUUAAAAUGUGUAGGGCAUGAGAAUACUAAUAAAUGAAUUUAGGUGGUGUCACUCUGCGGUCUUUGUGGAUUACGGUAUAAACCCAACACAAUUUAGGCACCAGAUCUGUUAUCUAGAAAUUGAAAGCAUUUAUACAGGGAUGGAUGGAUGCCUUAAAUAUAUUCUUCUCCUGACUGUGACGGGCUUUCCUAAAGCGAUGGGGAAAGUUUCUGGGGGAGAGAAGGGAUAUGAGCAUGAAU
Molecule: messenger RNA, 2692 nt
Organism: Lacerta agilis (Sand lizard)
Lineage: Eukaryota; Metazoa; Chordata; Lepidosauria; Squamata; Lacertidae
Gene: WASL
Product: WASP like actin nucleation promoting factor
Exons: 12
Coding region: 56-1591 (511 amino acids)
Biological process (GO): actin filament organization
Cellular component (GO): nucleus; cytoplasm; endoplasmic reticulum membrane
Molecular function (GO): microtubule binding; actin binding
Source: RefSeq, a predicted model, not a curated record